This is a messenger RNA of Volvox carteri f. nagariensis, 2247 nucleotides long. RefSeq lists its product as uncharacterized. Gene Ontology annotation, biological process: regulation of DNA-templated transcription; nuclear-transcribed mRNA poly(A) tail shortening. NCBI's taxonomy places the organism in Eukaryota, Viridiplantae, Chlorophyta, Chlorophyceae, Chlamydomonadales, Volvocaceae. The record is from RefSeq and is a predicted model, not a curated record. The coding region runs from base 1 to 2247 and encodes 748 amino acids. Gene Ontology annotation, cellular component: CCR4-NOT core complex; P-body. The transcript has 6 exons.
AUGCUCAACCCUGGCGGCUUGGACCCUAGCGGGGCCAGGGGCUUUGCUCAAUAUGGGCAACAAGGGCAGACGGCGGGCUUUCCUCUUGUCGGUGCCUUGCAAGGAGGAAUGCAGAGCGGGCUUCCAGGUGUCAGGACUGGCAUUGCUGGGCUCCAAGCGGGUGCAGCGGGGCCACAACAGUCAGCGCAGAACCGGUUCGCUGCGGCAAACACUCUUCAGUCUAAUCUGCAGCAACAGCUCGGACAGUAUGCUCAGGCGCAAGGGAGAUCUUUGACCAAUGCGCAAAUAGCCAACGGCGUCCUCGCAGGGGCGGCGGGUGCAGGUGUCCGGGCACAAGGGAUAGGUGGACUGGGCCCGCUGGCCGGCAUGCGACAGCCUGGUGUUGACCGUACGGCAGCGGCAAACCUCAGUCUGGCCGCAAACCUCAACGCCGCAGCGGCAGGGGCGGCUGGCGCCGGCUUGGCGGGGUUACAAGGCUACGCGGCGGCCCAGAACCCCUUGGCGGCUGCGCUUCAAAACCCCCAGCGGCUCACCGGUUUGGGAUUAAACGCGCAGCUAACAGCCGCAGCUGCUGCUGGUCUUGGUGGUCUGCAGGGAAGCAAUCUUCAAAGCAGAUUGCAAAUGGCAAAUGCAGGGGCAGCCGGUCUGGGUCUCUUGCAGCAAGGGCUUGCGGGGGGGCUCCCAAGCUCUAAUCCUAACACCCACGAGCUGCUAGCUAUCCUCAAUCGACAAAAGCAGCAGCAACAACAGCAACAACAACAACACCAGCAGCAGCAGAUGCCAGGCGGGGCUAGCGCCUUUGGCGCUGCGGCUGCGCUAAAUAACCUGGGGAUUUCCGCUGCUGGUUUCGGCGCCGGUGCGGGGGCGGUCGGCAACUUGGGAGGGCCGGUUGCGGGGCUGCAAAUGCCUCAAACGCAGCAGCCCCAACAGCAGCAGGCACAGCAGGUGGCAGCAGCCGCAGCGGCGGCAGCGGCGCAACAACAGCAACAACAGCAGCAGCAACAACAACAGCAGCAACAGCAGCAGCAGCAGCAACAGCAACACGUGCCAGGGGAUCAGGAUGGUGCGGCGUUUGACAACAGCGACUUCCCUUCGCUGCUUGCGAAUGCAGCAGCUCGCCAGGGUCGUGACGCACUCACGUCGAGUUCCGGAAAUGACCCAUUUGCCAAGCUCGGGAUUCGUACGGCAGCUGCUGCCGUAGCGGCGGGCCACGGCGCCAAUGCUGCCGGAGGCGGAGGUGACUUCCAGAUACAGAAUGAGGACUUCCCCGCCCUGCCGGGGUCAUCCCAGCGAGAUGGUUUGGGGCCUGGGGCAGGUGCCGGCGCAGGCGCAGGCGGUGGCAUGGGAUCUGCAGGGGCAUUACAGCAGCACCAGCCGGCAGGGGGACGUGGCGGGCCGGGAUCUGGGUUUGGCGCGGAGCUUCUCCAGCACAUGGCCGGUCAGCCUGGGACCGCGGAGUAUGAAGCCUACCUGCGGCUGCAGCAGCAGCAGCAGCGUGGAGGCCUGUCGCAGGGGCUUUUGGUUCCAGGGCCCGGCGGCAUGGCGGGUAAAGGAGGGCCUGGGAGCGAGUUGGGUGGCGGUCAGUCCCAGCCUGGGUCGGCGACAGCGACAGCGGCGGUGGCUGCCGCCAAGGCGGACCGGUUCGGGCUUAUGGGCUUGUUGCCGCUCAUAAAAAUGACGGAUGCGGAUUUGACGAUGUUGGCGCUGGGGACGGAUCUCACUGGUCUGGGCCUCAACCUGAAUGCUGCAGGCGACCUGCAUUCGACGCUAGUGUCACCCCUGGCGGAUAACCCGAUCAAGGCGGAGCCGGACUUUGAUCUGCCCACGUGCUAUAAGUUCCUCCCUCAGCGAUUGCAGCCUGGAUAUCUCUCCAAGUUCAAGGAGGAGACGCUGUUCUACAUGUUUUAUUCUAUGCCGGGCGAUGAAGCACAGCUGCUGGCGGCCGAUGAGCUUUCGGUCCGCGGCUGGUGGUUUCACCGCCGCUACAAGCUCUGGAUGCUGCACGCGCCCAACACGGCCGUCCAGAAAAGCCCGCGCGGGGAGCGCGGGUCGUACCUUAUCUUUGACAUCAACCAAUGGGAGAUCGUACAGAAAUCGGAUCUGGAGAUUUUGUACGAGGAUAUCGAGGGGGCGCCGCGGCUGCCGCGCACCGCCAAGCUGCCGCAGCCGCCGGCGCCGCCCGGGCCUCCGGCGGCACAGCUGCCGCCCGGGCAGGCGACUGCCGCUGGCGUGCAAGGCCGACACUGA